Molecule: messenger RNA, 3015 nt
Organism: Cylindrotheca closterium
Lineage: Eukaryota; Bacillariophyta; Bacillariophyceae; Bacillariales; Bacillariaceae
Source: the annotation of a GenBank genome assembly
AUGCCAUCAAGAGAGGAAGAAGACAAAGACGCCAAGCGCAAAGCUCGGGAAGAAAGGCGCAAGCAUAGCAGCAGCGCGACUUCCAGCAGGUCUCGACGGGAGUCAAGCGAUCGUGAUCGUGAUCAAACGGAGAAAGAUCGAGUUUGCAGAGGCCGUGACAACAGCAGAAGCGCUGCUCCGGGAGCAUUUGCUGGCACUGAUUCGUCUCCAAGCAGAUCAAAGAAAUCUUCUGGUAGACCAAGAUCCUCUAGUGGUGCUAUCGAGCGAAGUGAUCGCGGCAGCAAUCGUCAUUCCAGAUCUGACGGCAAAGGAUACAGGUCUUUGGGCAAAAGCCGAAGCUCAAAGCCAGCUACUGUUCCUGGUGCAGUCACUUCGUCCACAGCUGAUGCUCGUAGGGAACAGCGCAAAGCUGGGAACCGAAAAGAUUCCAGCACAAGAAAUCAGGGCGAUUCCAGCAGGCCCGAUAGAGCUCAGCAAAAGUUGAAGGCUGCUGGCAUGCUGGAUGAAGAGAAGGCACAAAAGAAGGAUGACAAAGGAGAAAUGACCAACAACAACAAUGAUAAGGUAUUGCUUGAAGCCGUGACUGUAGACGACACAAACGAAGGCCAAGCUGCAGUGAAUACAACAGAGGCUUCCUUGUCAAAGGGCAAGGGAGCACAAGAGCCUAUUUUGGUUCUUAAUGAAACUGGAGAGCCACCAGAGACUCCUCCCAACGAAAACAAAAAGAUAACAGCCUUGAAGGAUAAACCAUUUUAUUGCAAAGGCUGGUUCUGGGUCGUCGUCCUACUUAUCUUGGUUGGAGGAGCAGUCGCUGCCUUUGUUUUGACUCGAGAAGAUACUCCCACAAUUGCCAAACCUGACUCGGAUACUGUUGCAACAGAAAACACCACUGAUCCAUCAGUAUUGGAGGAGCUAGUACCCGGUUCCAGUAUUCCCUCUGGAUCACCAUCCAGCACUCCAAGCGGCAUCGUACGAUUGGAUCUUCCUCCUUCAACCAAAGACUGUGCCGCCGUUGUCAACGGAGACGAUGUUCCUGGUCAAGAAGAUACUGCAUUGCAAAGAUUCCAAGUACAGAUGGAUAUUGUAUUGGAUUCUGAAUAUCCCCAAGACACAACGGCGCAAGUUUUGGAAGAGAAAAUCCAAUCGCUUCUCAUGCCUGAACUUGUUGGAUGCCCAAUCAAAAGUGGAAGGCGGAUGCGGGGAACAACGUCUGGACAUGGCGAUAUGUUCCGUCAGAGCAGUCCUUUCUUGGACACUACUGUGAGGAUUGUAAACGGUAUUGCAACCGUACAACCAGAAUCAAACACGCCUUGUGUAGAGACCAGCGAAACGCCGUGCCUCCAUGUCUCGGCAUUCCUCGACUUGUACUUGAAAGAGUCUUUGCAAACAGCAUUCACCUUGACGAAUAUGAUCAUUCAAGUGUUUGGACCAGAAUCAGAGCUGGUCGCCAGACUUGAUUUGCCACUACCAUUCAAGGAAGUAUUCAUUGUGUCUAUGGAAUCCACGACACCCGUGCCAUCGUCACUGCCCUCGGCCACUCCAAGCGCAAGUCCAUCAAGUGCUCCGAGUGCUUCUGUUUCCAACUAUCCCACCCGAGCGCCUGCUAUGUUUCCAACCACAGAGGAACCAACUUUGGUACUUAGUCAUGUUCCAUCAGCUUUCCCUACCCCCGGCAUUUCUAUCGAUCUGACACCUGAACCGGUAAUCAGUCCUGCUCCAUCCGCUUUUCCUUCACAAUCACCAACUCCUGCUCCAACAACACUUGCUCCAACAUUUGUUCCAGUACCAUAUGCAACACCAUUGCCUACACAACAGCCGUCACAACGUCCAUCACAACGUCCAUCACAACGUCCAUCACAGCAGCCUUCCAGAGUCCCGUCAAAUGCUCCGUCCGAUGCCCCUUCCAAUGGACCUUCCAGAGUCCUGUCCAACAAUCCUUCCGAUGCCCCUUCUGAUAAACCCAGCAAUGGACCUUCCAGUAUGCCUUCGGCGAGAGCAACUCUGGUAUUUGAUGGACAUGGGAUUCCGAUAUACGGUGAUUGGGAUCACCUUUUUACUUCAGCCGUUGAUAUAGGACGAUACUUCAUUUUCGAGCCAUUGCAUUGGGAAGCUAUCUUUGGGUCGUUUCCCCUCACAGGAACAUAUGCUAUCGAGCAAAGACGAAACGGUGAAAUCGUGUGGCAGGGAGAAGUGCAGAUUUUUGUGGAUGAUGCACUUAAGCAUGGAAGACGCCAUCCUGUUGGUAGUUCCACUAGUGGACAAUGGAAAGAUGGUGAUAUCAUUGUUCCCCGAUAUGUGGAAAUUAACGCUGACUAUAGGAACUCCUUUGAGUACCGCACUUUGGACGACAAUGGUGUUUAUUUUCGGUUCACUGGAGCAGCAUGGCUUGACACUUUUGGUAGCUACCCCACAUACACAUCAUUUGCCAAACAGUGUAGGAACGGACAACAAGUUUAUGAUGGUCGCUUUACAAUCUUUUACACCGAACCCAAUGAAUGGGGAACCGGUCGGCGGGACCCCAAUGCAAAGGAUGGGGAUGUUGAGACAGGAGACAUUCUUCUGCCUAGAUCCAUGGCAUGCCCAUUGCCGAUAGCAACCCCCACCUAUCCCGUUCCCAUCACGGCACUCGGCCCUGUCGGAGCGGCACCUGCAAAUACAUACUUUAAAUUUGACAAUAGCGAUUGGGAACAAUCAUUUUGGAUGGAAACUUUUGGAAGUUACUCGAGCGGUGAUACGACAAAUCCGGCUAACAAUGACCUGGUCUACUUCCGAGCACGGCAAUGUAGGAACGGUGCUGAAAUCUGGUCGGGGCUUGUGGCUACAGGUGUAACUCACUUUGAGAUCUCAAGUGGCGACACUCCGUAUGGUCGACGGGAACCAGAAGAAAGCGGAGUGUUCCAAAGUGGAGACAAAAUUGUUCCUUUUUCUAGAAGUUGAGUUGAGUACCUGGUACUACAAGUAAGCAUUGAACUAAUGGAAGCCUCACUUGUUUCCCCAGUUCUCGAUGUCGUCUAA